AUGCUUGCGGGCUUUGGCCAUCCACGACCUCGCGCACCUCGGCAAGUGCCGCGCACUCAUGAAACUUCGCGUCCGAACUCACGUCGGCCCUGUACAUUGCCCACGGUCUACGCUGAGACGGCCAACAAGCUCGACACGAACAUGUGGCUCUUUGAGUAUUUGGUCUUCUCUCGAUCAGCGUCUUUGACUCGACUUGGCGGACGUGAACCAUUUGCUGACGCCUCGACGCUGCACUUGGUGUCUCCGAUCCUCCAAACGUUCUCGGAGUUCUCGAUGGCGUGCCGGCAGUUUGUGCUGCCGCUCUUUGCUGUUCACGUCAAGAUGGUCAGCGAGGACGAGCAGCUCGAGGUUGGCGAUAUGGCGGCCCAGCGCUCGCUGCAAAAGUGUAUGCUCCUCACGGUCACGCUGCCGCGAAUCGAGCACGACAUCAAGAAGACAUCCCGGUGUCAGCCGCUUUCUUGCCCGACGUUGUCUUGUAGUACAUAUAUCUGCGGUAGUGCGUCCUUGUCGUUGGACGAGUUGGCACUGAUCGUCAGUCACCACUGCUUGCUCUCGACGCUCGUGCAGGUUUGCCAUGCGUGCCUCAAGGCGGCACUCGCCAUGGCCGAAGCGCAAUUGGGCUACGAAGACGAGGACGCCAAGGCGACGUCGACGCUCAUCCUGUUUCCAGGUGGCCUUAUUCCAUCACGCCCCGGCCAAGGGCGACGCGAAGCCAAGCUCGAUGUGUUGGGCGCCCGGGUCGUGCACCGCCUCGACGACAUGGAGGUUGACAAAAGCAUGUCGACAGUUUUGCCGCGCCUCGGCGCCGGUGCGUGCAUGGAGCACUACGCCAAGGCGGAGAUCCUCUCGCGCGAGCACGUCAUGAGCUGGGUCCCGUUAAUCCUCUCGUUUCGCCUCGGCGACAUGCAGCACAGCGUUCUUUUUCUUUCAGCC
Molecule: messenger RNA, 933 nt
Organism: Saprolegnia parasitica CBS 223.65
Lineage: Eukaryota; Oomycota; Saprolegniomycetes; Saprolegniales; Saprolegniaceae
Exons: 1
Source: RefSeq, a predicted model, not a curated record